AUGUCCUGCUUCCCUCAGUCAGGCAAGACAUACCCAGGCAGCCGGCUCGCAUCCAGAACCGUCUCGGUGGCAGGGGGAGUCAACAUUCCUGCCACCGCGCUUCUUGCUGUCACAGGAGUGAUGGCUCUCCCUCGGGUGCUCCGUCUUUUGGCCACUGUCUUUACCACCAUAUUAUUUCUGAGCAUUGGAGCAAUGGCGCAAUGUCCACCCGGUGCUCCUGGCUGCCCUACCUUUCCCCCCAACAACAACCCUGAUUGCGGCACCGACCGUGGUGCUGCGGUAGUGACCUACAGUGUAACUGAUACCUUGAGAACUAUCUUCAGCAACGGCUGCCCCCCUUAUGACUGGAAUGGCUCAAAGAGCCCUGGCCCACCUGGACCCAAUGGCACCGCUGAGUUUGCCCACGCUAAACAAAGUCAGAUCAGUUUCAACAUCCCCCGACGCCCUCGAAUCCAGGCAGACAUUGGUGACGCUCUGCGACUGGAAACCGUCAAAGGGCCUGUGGGCCAGACGCUCUUCGGACCUCCCCUCUUCAGCCCUUUCGACAUCAUGGGGCGCGACGCGCUGGUGUUCGAGGGGGCCACGUUUGAUUCCUGCGGCGGCCACGUGGCCCCCGGCCCCGACCAGUAUCACUACCACUCCACCCCGGGAGAUGGCGCGGCGACCCGCCACCGAGAUUCCCGCAACCUCGAUUUUGAUGUCUGCGACCAGCUCAACUUUUGGAUGCAGCCGGACAGGAGAUGGUGGCACUCUCCUCUGUUCGGGGUCAUGGCUGAUGGCGUCCCAAUCUACGGACCCAGGGGGGAUUGGGGCCAGCUGCCGAAAAACCUGGACGAUUGCCAGGGGCACAAGGACACGACGCACCCGUACUACCACUACCAUACCACCAGCAACUUCCCCUACCUAACCACCUGCCUGCGCGGCUGCAUGGAUCCGAACAUCCAACGGGGGAGGAACUGGCAAGGCGUCAACUUCCCGGCUUGCAACCCUGGCUCUGAUCAAGCCCCGUACUACUGGCUCGACCUCGAGAUCCCGGGGCUCCUCAGCCUGUUCCAGUACGGGGGGAACAACAGGAAGCUCAAGUAGAAACCGUCUUGAGCCGACGGUUGAGUUCCGCUUGGAUCCCAGCAAUGGUCCACGCGCAGGGUAUGAGCCUGCUUGUUGUGUUUCGUAUUUACUAGUACAUAGUAUAAAGGACAGCGUCGCGGCGUAUGUACGUAUGUAUAAUAGAGAUUAUGUAGAGAGUUUGCCACUUUGUAGAGUGCAGCUGCGAAGUCAAGGAUCCAUCUCGUCGCACGUGAAAGGAAAAGCUUGGUGUGUGAAGAAAUACAUGGAGGUUCGAUCUGCCCUCAGAAUUAAUCAAAUCGUG
This is a messenger RNA of Klebsormidium nitens, 1369 nucleotides long. The record is from the annotation of a GenBank genome assembly. Lineage: Eukaryota; Viridiplantae; Streptophyta; Klebsormidiophyceae; Klebsormidiales; Klebsormidiaceae.